AUGGAUCCCACUAACAAGCCCAAAGGCCCCUCUCCCCAUUACUCCCUCUAUCAGCGCGAGAUAUUCCGCAGGGGUGGCGAGACAGGACAGCUCCCGCACUUCUCCGUCCACCCCGAGGAGCUGCAGGAGUCUACGAAAGCCAAACUCAAUGACCGGUCCUACUUCUAUGCCAACUCCAAUGCUGGCCUCGGCUGGACAGACCGUGCUAAUCGCGAGGCCUUCUAUCGCUGGCGCAUCAUCCCUCGCACCCUCGUCGACACCAAUGUGCGCGACAUGACCACGACUCUCUUCGGCCACAAGAUCCCUGCUCCCAUCCUCUUUGCUCCCAUCGGCAUCAACAAGCUGUACCACCCGCUCGGUGAGCUCGUGCCUGCCAAAAUUGCUGGCGAGCUCGGCAUCCCUUAUUGCCUGUCAACGGCCGGGUCACAGCCCAUCGAGGACGUCGCGCGUGCAAACGACGCGGGUGCGGCGAUCAAAAACGAGAGCAACUCGGUGCACGAGUACAGUGGCCCCAACGGCGGCAACGCACAGGGCCCGCGGUUUUACCAGCUCUAUAUGGGGCACGAUGACGAGAUCACUAUUUCUCUCCUAGAGCGCGCAUGGAAGUCCGGCUUCGACGUCAUGAUGCUCACGACGGACACCUGGCAGCUCGGGUGGCGCCCGACGGAUGUCAAUAUCGCAAACUAUGUAUUCUACUAUCCGAAUGCGGUGGGCAACGAGAUCGGGGCAUCGGAUCCGGUGUUCAUGAAAAAGUAUGGCGAGGAGCUGAAGAAGGACUCGGGCAAGUGGAUCGACAGCAGUGUGUGGCACGGCAAGGCGCACACGUGGGAGAAGAUCGACUGGCUCGUCAAGCAGUGGAAGCGCAUCUCGGGUGGGCGGCCAUUCGUGAUCAAGGGCAUCCAGAAUGCGGAGGAUGCGGUGCUUGCGUACGAACACGGAUGCGAGGGCAUCGUGGUGACGAACCACGCGGGGCGGCAGGUGGACGGGGCGAUCGCGAGCCUGGACGCGCUGCCGGAGAUCGUGGAGGCGGUGGGCGACAAGCUGACGAUCAUCUAUGACUCGGGCGUGCGGACGGGCGCGGACGUGUUCAAGGCACUCGCUCUCGGUGCGCAUGCGGUGGCGGUCGGGCGGCUGUAUGUGUGGGGGAUGUCACACGAGGGCGAGGCUGGCUGCCGGCAUGUGAUGAAGAGCCUUCUUGCGGACCUGGACAUCCUGAUGACAGUUGCGGGGUAUGCGAGCAUCGAGAAAGACGUUAUCGGCAACAAGAAGGCUGUGAAGUACAACCCGAGCGGAACGCCGCCGGGCCCAGGUGAGCAUGCGCACCUGUGA
This is a messenger RNA of Postia placenta MAD-698-R-SB12, 1329 nucleotides long. RefSeq lists its product as hypothetical. NCBI's taxonomy places the organism in Eukaryota, Fungi, Basidiomycota, Agaricomycetes, Polyporales, Adustoporiaceae. The transcript has 9 exons. The coding region runs from base 1 to 1329 and encodes 442 amino acids. Gene Ontology annotation, molecular function: FMN binding; oxidoreductase activity. The record is from RefSeq and is a predicted model, not a curated record.